CCAGAGUGUGUAAUAUGUAAACUUUCCUUUUUUGUACUUUGAACCGUACUUACAUGUGAACUUUACAUUGUUUGAACUUUGCUUAUUGUAGAUAACAUUCGUCUACACAUGUCAGACGUGUUUAGUGUCGCUAGAUCAAUACGGGCGACCAUAGACGGAUGUUUCAACAUGCUUGUGUUGAAACUGGUUUCGUUUUUCCUGCUUGGAGUUUUCUUUAGUUAUUACCUGGGUUUGUCAUGUACAUUGACAACUCUUGCAGUGUUUGUUGUUUAUGUUGCCACUGGAGGCUGGAUAUUUGUGAAAGCAGUCGUUCAGACACUUCCUCGUGACUGGAGGGCUCUUAAAGUCUUACUGACAUUAAAAUGGGCAGUGAAAAAGUACAAUCAGUCAGGGAUGAGCAUCCCGAAACUGUUCCAAGAAACAGUCAGGAAGUAUCCCAAUAAGACUUGCUUCAUUUAUGAAAACAAGACAUGGACCUUUCAGGAGGUGGAUUUAAUCACAAACGCCAUUGGCAACUUCUUCAAUGAAGCUGGACUGGGGAAGGGAAGUGUGGUUGCCUUGGUGAUGGAGAACCGACCAGAACUUGUGUUUUAUUGGCUCGGGCUUGGAAAGAUUGGUGCCAUCGGGGCUCUGAUAAACUUCAACCUCAGAGAGAAAUCCCUGCUCCAUUGUAUACAGGCAGCUCAAGCACAAGGCAUUGUCUUCUCCGAGGAAAUGACACCUGCAAUAGCGGAGAUUUCUCAGGACAUCCCCAAGUCAUGUCUAAUGUACUACAUGAGCAGUGUGGCCUGUCCCAUCCCCGGGGUUAUCAGUCUGGAUCCACUCCUCGAGAAGAGCCCCACUUACAAACCACCUGAGCCCCUAACAAAGUUCACAGAUCGGCUGUUCUAUGUGUACACAUCAGGGACCACCGGGCUCCCAAAGGCAGCUAUCAUUACUCAUUCAAGGUAUUACUACAUGGCAAGCGCCAUCAACAUGUUUCUACGCAUCACCCCAGAGGACGUGCUGUACAACGCCCUCCCACUCUACCACACGGCAGGCGGGAUUAUCGGUACAGGCCAAGCUCUUCUCUGGGGAACCACCGUCGUUGUCAAGAAAAAAUUCUCCGCCAGCAGGUUCUGGGAUGAUUGCAUCCAGUAUAAUUGCACAGCUGCCCAGUACAUUGGUGAAAUAUGCCGGUACCUUAUCGCCCAGCCGGUCAAGCUGGCAGAUAAACAGCACCGGGUACGGGUCAUGUUCGGUAACGGACUUCAGCCAGGGUUGUGGGAGGACUUCCAGGCAAGGUUUGGCGUCAACAUCAUGGGAGAGUUCUACGGAGCUACCGAGGGCAACUGUAAUAUUAUUAACUUUGACAACACUAUAGGAGCGUGUGGGUUUACAUCAGUGAUAGCGCCAUUCAUGUACCCUGUGACCUUAAUCAAGGUCGACAGUGAAAAUAAGAUCAUUCGUGAUAGGAAUGGGGUGUGUGUUAAAGCAAAGCCUGGUGAGCCAGGGGAAUUGGUGGGCAGGAUUGUUACAGGCGACCCGCUGCGUCAGUUUGAUGGGUAUGUGAGCAAGGACGCCACAGACAAGAAGGUGGCUCGAGAUGUGUUCAAGAAAGGGGAUUUGGCAUUCCUUACUGGUGAUGUGCUGGUCAUGGAUGAGCGUGGUUAUAUGAAGUUCCGGGAUCGUACAGGCGACACGUUCCGAUGGAGGGGAGAAAACGUGUCCACAUUCGAAGUUGAGACAACCAUCAGCAAGAUAAUUGGUCUCAGUGAUGCUGUUGUAUAUGGUGUUGAAGUCCCAGGCUCUGAAGGUCGUGCAGGCAUGGCAGCCAUAAUGGAUCCUGAGAGCAAAAUCAACCUAGCUGACCUACAUAAGGCUCUCCAUCACAGCCUUCCGCCAUAUUCCAGACCCCUGUUUAUACGAUUACUGGACCAGGCUGCUGAUACCACCGGUACUCACAAAUUAAAGAAGACCACAUUACAAGCAGAGGGUUUCAAUCCAAAUGUUGUAAAAGACAGGUUGUUUUACAUGAACACAAAACUAGCACAGUAUGAAUCUCUGACGAAAUCUGUGUAUGAAGAUAUAUGUAAACAGAAAAUACGGAUGUGAAAUUUGGGGCAGUUUAGUGCAUAAUACAGGGGUUCUAGAGGUCAGAAAUAAUCCUGAAAUUAGGAAUGAGGGUAUUUAACUUUAGACUAUAUCAUAGUCAUAAGCACUAAUUUGCUGGGACAUUUGCAUCAAAACUGUAGGAAGUACAUACAUGUACCUUGAAUUGAACAUAUUUUUGUAAACUAUUUCAAAAGGGGUCCAUGCAAGCUCCUUUGCCCUGCUUUGAACUUUAAUCCCUCAUACUCAAACAGAUGCCCGGCUAUUUUCAGGAUUGACAAUUCUCAGCUGAUAGAACUCCUAAUGUUAGUUUCAAGUGUGUGCUUGAUAUAUUUUUUUAUAUGUAAACUCAUGCUAGAUACAAUCAACUUUACUGAUAAUUGUAAGUUCACUUUUUGUUUAAUCAUGAUGGGUUUAAGUUAUUUCUUGGUCUAACAAUGUAACACUGAUAUAUUUAAGUUGAUUCUUGGAAUAUAUUCAUGAUACAUUGUUGAUUUAUAAGCUGAUUCUUUAUAAAUAUAUUAGAGUUAAUUCUAGUCUUCAUAAAACCAUAAUAAAUUAUCACAUGGUUAAAAGUUAAUUCAUGAAAUAACUGAUGAUUUUUUUUGUAGAUUUAAGUUAAUUCUUUGUAUGAGCAUGAUAGAGCUUAAUCCUUGCUGUAUUAUUUCAGCCAUAAUUGAUUAAUGAUUGUUUUGUUUGUGCCUUAUAACUUUAGAAGCAUCCCGGCCGGCCAUACCUCAACUGCCAUGAUAUUCUGUUUUACCUGAUGGCCUAUAAUUACCAAUUAGACAAUUGUCUGAAUUUGACUUUAAAGCUGCACUCUCACAGAUAUACUAUUUCUACAAUUUUUUAUUUUUUGUCUUGGAAAGAGCAAAUUUUUGUGUAGAUAUCUGCAAACCAAUGAUAAAAGAUUGCUGACAAAAAAACAGAUUGCCGAUUAUCAUAUUUCCUUUUGAAAAAUAAUGUUUUAUAGCUUAAACUGUUACUAACGUUUAAAAAACAUGCAUAAAACAUCAAUUUUUCAUCAUAAUUGUUAAAAUCUGUGAUCUUGUUUUUUGUCAGCAAGUUCAAGUUCAAAGUUUAUUGUACAAAGCCAGCAGUCUUAUAUACCUGAUUGCCAUGGAUUUUCGCAAAACUUGGCUGGUUUCAAGACAAAAAAUAAAAAUAUUGUCAAAACGUUCAAUCUGUGAGAGUGCAGCUUUGAGAUGAAGUUAAAAAAAUAAAAUUUUGCAUUCGCUUGAGGUAAUGAUAAUUAUGAUGAAUUUCAAUAAUCUUGUAUUAAAUAUAUUUAUUGAUGAAAAGUAUUACCAGGGUAAUUUUUCACCUUUCAAUUUCUAAUUAUUUCGCAGAACUAUUUCAUCUAAAGAUUUUGAAAAAAUCUUAUCAGUUUUUAAUUGAUAUUACAACAUCUUGGAAAGUGGUUUUGCUGUCAAGAAUACAUUAUUUGGCAUACAGUCUUCAAACUGACUAUAUAUUUUGACAAUUGUCUAGAUUUUUGAUACUUGUUUAUUUUCUAAGUAUUUUUGUACUGUGAAUUAUUACAUUAUAGUUCCUUAUUUAGCAUUAUUUUGUAUGUAUUGGCUACAAAUAGAUACAUGAA
Mya arenaria is the source of this 3691-nucleotide messenger RNA. Its product is annotated as long-chain fatty acid transport protein 4-like. The coding region runs from base 109 to 2094 and encodes 661 amino acids. The record is from RefSeq and is a predicted model, not a curated record. NCBI's taxonomy places the organism in Eukaryota, Metazoa, Mollusca, Bivalvia, Myida, Myidae. The transcript is spliced from 12 exons. Gene Ontology annotation, molecular function: long-chain fatty acid-CoA ligase activity; long-chain fatty acid transmembrane transporter activity.